CCAGUGGAGCCUCUGGAAAGGCUGCAGCCCUCAUGGACCACAAGCGGGGUGCAGGCUAGCAGCGUCGGGGUCCGCGGCCACGCGCUCUCCAAAGGACCUCCCGAGACUGAGCGCGGGGCUGAGAGCGCGGCCGGAAGAAGCGGCGGGUGGCCCCGGCGAAGGUCCGAGCUUGCCAGGUAGGGAGUAGGCAGAUGGCCAGACAAAGUUGAUCAGUGCGGGAGGUGGCUGGCCUGCGCCUUCUCGCCGCUGGGAACCGCCGAGCGACUUGAACUCGACCCCGCCGCGCCGCGCCGCGCCCCGGGCGCGCGGUGCAGCGCUGAUCUGCUGCUGCCCCGCGCGGGAGCGCACUUGCAAACUUGGUGGAGGUGCCCUGCGCGUCCUGUUGUGUAACCUCCGCGCUGCCAGCUGGACCGGGAAGUUGCCUGCCCGUCCUUCAGCUUGGUUCAGUCGCAACCUCGGGGCCAAUUUCAUGGCCCGCGACGAACGCGCGGCUAGAGCCGGCGUGGGCGAGCCCCCGCGCGCCCCGACCCGUGGGGAACUCCAGCGCGCCGUCCCUUCCCCUCGCCCGCGCCUCCGAUGCGCGCUGAGCCCUUCGCCGCUGCCGCCCGCUCGCUGCGGUCUGCCCCUCCGAGUUGCUGCCUGAGUUGGAGAGCAGAGGAUGACCGAGGUCCCUUGGCCAGCUGUCCCCAACGGGACGGACACAGCCUUCCUGGCUGGCCUGGGCUCGCCUUGGGGAAACAGUACAGUAGCUUCCACGGCAGCAGUUGCCUCUUCAUUCAGAUGUGCCCUGACCAAGACCGGCUUCCAAUUCUACUACCUGCCGGUGGUCUACAUCUUAGUGUUCAUCAUAGGCUUCCUGGGCAACAGCGUGGCUAUCUGGAUGUUCGUUUUCCACAUGAAACCUUGGAGCGGCAUCUCCGUGUACAUGUUCAACUUGGCUCUGGCUGACUUUUUGUACGUGCUCACCCUGCCAGCUCUCAUCUUUUACUACUUCAACAAGACUGACUGGAUCUUCGGGGAUGCGAUGUGCAAGCUUCAGAGAUUCAUCUUCCAUGUAAACCUCUAUGGCAGCAUCUUGUUCCUCACCUGCAUCAGCGCACACAGGUACAGCGGCGUGGUGUACCCGCUCAAAUCUCUGGGCAGGCUCAAGAAGAAGAAUGCCAUUUAUGUCAGCGUGCUGGUGUGGCUGAUUGUGGUGGUGGCCAUCUCCCCCAUUCUCUUCUACUCGGGCACUGGGAUGCGGAAAAACAAAACCAUCACCUGCUAUGACACCACCGCCGAUGAGUACCUGCGAAGUUAUUUCAUCUACAGCAUGUGCACAACCGUGGCCAUGUUCUGCAUCCCCUUGGUGCUUAUCUUGGGCUGCUAUGGAUUAAUUGUUCGAGCUCUUAUUUACAAAGACCUGGACAACUCUCCUCUCCGGAGGAAAUCCAUUUACCUGGUAAUAAUUGUCCUGACAGUGUUUGCUGUGUCUUACAUCCCUUUCCACGUGAUGAAAACUAUGAAUCUGCGGGCACGGCUGGAUUUCCAGACCCCAGAAAUGUGUGCGUUCAAUGACAGGGUUUAUGCCACCUACCAGGUGACACGAGGUCUGGCAAGUCUCAACAGCUGUGUGGAUCCCAUUCUUUAUUUCUUGGCUGGAGACACUUUCAGAAGGAGAUUGUCCCGAGCCACCAGGAAAGCUUCCAGGAGAAGUGAGGCCAAUUUACAAUCCAAGAGUGAAGAAAUGACUCUCAAUAUCUUAUCCGAGUUCAAGCAGAACGGAGACACCAGCUUGUGAAGGCACCAGACCCAAACACCUCCCUUUUGUAACAUGGUAGGAUGCUCACAGAACCAACUACCUUUUUGUUCUCCUUAAGUUUCUAGUGCUCCAGAUCAGACAGUAGUGAGUUGAGAGAAAAAAAAAAAGGAAGCAUCGGUUUAUUGCACGCUCACGUUUAUCUUCCUUUCCUGUAAGCUCCUUUCUUACUCACUAGGAGUCUGUGUAAUCGAGCAGUGCCACCUAGAUAAACACGCCCUCUUCUCCCUUUGAAACUCACAGGCACGGCUAUUAUUUAAGUAUGUGCAUGAGUAGCAGGGCACUUUUGAUGUUAAAAGUUUCUCCCAGAAAAACUGGCCGCCUGGAAUUGGAGUUUGUGAUUUGUCCAGCCUCUGUUGCUGUGUGUAUCUCAUGGUGAAAACAAACUAAAGUCUCUACUUUCAAAAACUGCUUGGCCUAGGCUAAUGCAAUACCGGUCAGUCCAUUCAGUAAUGAGCAGCUGCCUGCGGUCCAUGCCCUUCAGUUCCUCGGAAGCAUAGAUGGUGGCUGAUAAUGUCUUUGGGGAAUUGAAAAGGAAAAUAAAAUCAGUGGACUUUUAUGUGUG
Microtus oregoni (creeping vole) is the source of this 2363-nucleotide messenger RNA. RefSeq names its product purinergic receptor P2Y1 (gene P2ry1). Gene Ontology annotation, cellular component: plasma membrane. The transcript has a single exon. Gene Ontology annotation, biological process: phospholipase C-activating G protein-coupled receptor signaling pathway; platelet activation; relaxation of muscle. NCBI's taxonomy places the organism in Eukaryota, Metazoa, Chordata, Mammalia, Rodentia, Cricetidae. Gene Ontology annotation, molecular function: A1 adenosine receptor binding; G protein-coupled ADP receptor activity; G protein-coupled ATP receptor activity. Bases 659 to 1780 code for a protein of 373 amino acids. The record is from RefSeq and is a predicted model, not a curated record.